AUGCCUCUGGGGCUGCUGACGGACGCGGAGGUCCAGUCGGCUCCUCCGGAGCUGUUCCAUUUGCGGCGCGAAGUGGCCGAGGGGACCAGCAGCAGCAGCAGCAGCAGCAGCAGCAGCAGCAGCAGCAGCAGGAAGGAGAGGGAGUUCAUAGAGGCGGCAGCUGCGGUGCUGCAGCAAGACCACGAGGCCGCUUUCACAGCUCGUUACCGGGAGGCGUCUUGGGGUCCGUUGGCGCCGAGUGUGGGGUCUGCGGAGUUCGCCGCUGCUGCUGCUGCUGCUGCUGCUGCUGCUGAGGGCGGUCCGGCGAAGGGCGAGGGGGCUGCGCGGGGCAGCAGCGGGCGGGGAGCGAAGGGGCCGUUGCGGGGCGACGCGGUGCUGCUGCACAGCAGCAACACGAGCGAGCGGAGCAGCGGCAGCGGCGGCAGCAGCGCGCGGAGCAGCAGCAGCCGCAGCAGCAGCAGCAGCAGCGCGCUGAGCAGCAGCUGGGAAGCGGACAGCGCGCGCGCGCGCCCCUGCGCCACGGCGGGCGCCCGGCAGCAGCAGCAGCAGCAGCAGCAGCGGCGCGGCGAGGGCUUCUUCAAAACGAAGAUGUGCGCGUUCCACGCGCGCGGGCAGUGCAAGUACGGGGCUGGCUGCAGCUACGCGCAUGCAGCCAGCGAAGUGCGCCAGCCCCUCAACCUGCGCAAAACGCGGCUGUGUCUUUCUUUCCAAAAGGGCCGCUGCAGCAACGCCAACUGCAACUUCGCCCACGGGGCCCACGAGUUGAGGGCCCCCCACGGGCUCUACAAGACGCAGCUUUGUCUCUUUUGGCUAGCUGGCCGCUGCGGGGCGGGGCGCAGCUGCCGGCACGCCCACGGAGACGAAGAGCUGCAGCAAAAGCCGCAGUCUCCUGGGCCUCCCCGCAGCAGCUCUCCAGCAAGAAAGGGACUUGCUGCUGCCAGGGGACACUCGGGGGCUUCUCUAGACACCCUAGCCGGCGAAUACCCCGACAGCACUUUGGGCUCUUCAGUGAGCACUGCGCCAGACGGGGGAGGGCCGGGAGGCGAUUUGCUCGGCGGCGGCAGCAGAGGCCCCGCCGCUGCUGCUGCUGCUGCUGCUGCUGGCGUUGCUGCUGCUGCUGCGGGCAUCGGGUCUCCGCUGGGCGAGGGGGCGCGGGGGAGAGAAGGGCCUGAGGAGAAGGAGACAUUUCAUGUGGAUGUACAGUGCAGAGGGAAAGCUGCUGCUGCUGUUGCUGCUGCUGCUGCACUUCCUUUUGAAUUGCAAGAAAGACAAAACCCGAAUUCUUUUAGCUGCAGAGUACCGAGAGAGAAGUGGAAGGAGGAGGCGCGGGGGCUGCGGCGGCAGCAGCAGCAGCAGAGGCACCCGCAGCAGCACCACCACGAGCCGCAGCAGCAGCAGCAGCAGGAGCUGCAGCAGCCGGAGCAGCAGCAGGAGACGCAGCAGCAGAGCCCACAGCACCCGCAGCUGCAAGGCAUUCCCCCCGCCUUCAGCCCUUCGUCAGUGCUGCCUCUGUACCCCUUAGAGGGCGGGCUAGAGGGGGAAGCAGCUGCUGCAGCAGCAGCAGCAGCAGCAGAUGCCGCCGAAGGCCUGCAGCUCUCGGGGCCGCGCAGCAGCGCAGCAGCAGCAGUCCCCCCGCGGCCCGACAGCUUUGCUGCGCCCCACAGCAGCAUUUGCCACCACCCCAACUGGAACGCCGUGCUGCAGCAGCAGCAGCAGCAGCAGCAGCACAAGGCUCCGCGAAAGCCAGCUGCCGGGAAUCCUCUUCUCGUUUUUUAG
Molecule: messenger RNA, 1776 nt
Organism: Eimeria tenella
Lineage: Eukaryota; Apicomplexa; Conoidasida; Eucoccidiorida; Eimeriidae
Exons: 6
Coding region: 1-1776 (591 amino acids)
Molecular function (GO): mRNA binding; metal ion binding
Source: RefSeq, a predicted model, not a curated record